AUGAAGGAUGAAUUCGCCAAAGUUGUCAGUUCAAAUCGAGCGCUUCACAACAGAGUGCAUGAGUUGGAAGAAAUGGUACGGAGGGAGUCAUCCAAAGUUGAAAGAAAUAACAAGUGUGUGGAGGAUUUGCGCAACACAGUGGCAUCAAUGGAGCAUUAUUUUAAGCUGGAGCUAGAGCAGCUGCGAAAACAAGAUGGUGGGGUGAAAGAAGCUGGGGAAGGACAUGAGGACCUCGAUACUCCUCAUAUGAAUGAAGGAGGUGACAAUGAAUUGUCGCCAUUACAUGACAAUGUCACUCCGCCCACAAAAUCGGCAGCAAUGGCAACACAAGUCCCCAGUGAUGGAGCCGAACCUUCCGCAGCCAUGGUCACUCCAGUUCCUGACUUACAAGUGCAUGAAGCAGCUGCGCAUGCACAAUCCGAGAAGCUGCCUACCCCGGAAGAUGUGGCCGGGUGUGACGAAAUCUGCCAAAGACUUAUGUUUUUGUUAGAAGAUUGGAAAAUAGCUGACAGAGUGCCAUCGGGAGGUCCGAUGAAUCCUCCAAGUAUACCUACAAUUAGUAUGGCUGCUGAUGAAGAAGGUAGUUUGAGUGUUGAAAAAAAAGAAGUGGAAGGUAAAGGCUGUAGACAGAAGCGCCCGGCCCAGACAUUAUUAAGUCCAUUUACUGAUCCUUUGAGGAAGAAGAGGACAAUGAGUGUGUCGGAUGCGACUGCAACCCCGCCAUGUUUUGAUCCAUCAAAACCGCUGCCCAUUGAAGAUGUGAAGGCAGUAAUAGAUUUUUGCACUGCCUGGAAAAACGAUAUCAGUGUGCAGGUGCAGCUUGAAGCAUUUUCAGUGGGCGCUGAUUUUUUCUACAAACUCAUCGAUGAAACGGCAUGGAUUAGCUCAAGGCACCUGGAAAUGGCAACCUUUCUUAUCCGGAAACGGCAACUCUCUCAUCCGUUGCUAUUUGGAACCGACUGGACAACGGCAGAUUAUGCCUUGGAGCAAUUUCUAGAGCCGUUAAAAGCGACUGGCAAGACACGUGGAUCGAAGAAGGCAGCAGCUUCAAACACCAGUGACCUUCCAGCCAACAAGCUGAAGAAUGUACAUCACUUUGUGCACGGUACGUGGCAACACGGGUAUGCCCAAGCUUGGAAAAAAGUCCGCAGAGUGUAUUUUCCAUAUAAUCUUCGAGAGUCCCAUUGGGUUGCAAUCGAAAUUGAUUUCGUCCGACAUACUGCAACUGUGUAUGACUCAUAUGUUGAUUAUACCAAAUCUUCGAAGCUGGUUACACUUCUGCAACCUGUGAGCGAUACGCUUGCACGAGUGCUGUACAAUAUGAAGUUUUAUGAAGAUUCUGAGGUUGAAGAGGUGAAGCAAAAGGGGCUGCAGAUGUCGAGGUUUACGCCUUUCUCAGUUUGCGUCAUUGGAGGUGUGCCACAACAACGAGAUGGUUGUAAUUUCCCAACUUAUUGGCCUCACAGUACGUCUUGCGGAAUCAUGACCGUUCAAUUCAUCGAGCAUCUCAGUGCUGGGCUUUCGGUGCAUAAAAUUGACCCGUCGAAGAUCAAAUAUUACCGACUGAAGCUUGCAAUAGAGGGGAGCUUGUGUCUUGUUGCUGAAAAAAUUGAUGGAUUUGUGUUUAGGAGCUGGUGUGUCAUAUGUCCUGCUGGAUUGACACCUGUUAUAUUGAUAGUUUGCACUGAUCUGGUUCGUGGUGCAAAGGACAAGAGGCUCCGGGUUAAGGGACCCGUGAGAAUGCCAACCAAGGUACCAACACAUGGGACAGAUUUGAGUUGCGUGUCCACAGAGGGUGAUUGA
Messenger RNA from Prunus armeniaca (apricot), 1803 nucleotides. NCBI's taxonomy places the organism in Eukaryota, Viridiplantae, Streptophyta, Magnoliopsida, Rosales, Rosaceae. The record is from the annotation of a GenBank genome assembly.